CGCGUGCCGGCUCGUCGCGCUUGUAAGGAGAUUAGGAAAGCAUCGUACCCUGGCGUCUGUUCUCAGACUGCGUUGGUGCCGGUCGAGUGCCCUCGCUCGGCGUCGGGCGGGCGUCGCGUGCGCCAUGACCGCGAAGAGCGUCGAAUAGAUGCAGAGGGCGACCUCAGGCCCGUCCGUUCCCCACGCUCGCGUAACCCUCGGUCUCGUACGCUCGUGUCCAACGUAACAUGGCGAUGGUCGCGUCCAACAUGAGCGACCACAUCCAGAAACAGCUGACCAGAAGUCUCGAAAGAAUACUCGAGGAAGCGCACCUGAGCGGCGAGCUGAAGCUGAGCAACCGGAAGCUGAAGGACUUCCCGAAGGUGGGGAAAGGCAACGCCAAGUUCAACCUCCAGGACACCGUAAUCGCCGACCUAUCGAAGAACCGCUUUACCGAGCUGCCGGACGAGGUGACGGAGUUUCCUUUCUUGGAGAAGCUGCACCUGUACCAUAAUGCCAUCAGGAUAAUACCGGAGACGGUAGCGAUGCUGCAGUCGCUGAGCUACCUCGACCUCAGCCGAAAUCAGCUGACGGCGUUGCCCAGGGAGGUGUGCAGGUUGCCGUUGCAGACUCUGCUCGUUGCUCAUAAUAGGCUAUCUUCGCUUCCCGACGAGUUGGGCAGAAUGUCGGCAUUGGCCGAACUCGACGCAGGCUGCAACGAAAUCUCGUCGUUACCUCCUAGAAUUGGCGACCUACCGAGACUCAGGUGCCUCGACCUGAGGAGCAACCUUUUGGUGCAGCUGCCAAUAGAACUCACGUACCUGCGACUUGUCAAGCUCGACAUCAGCGGCAACCGGAUAUCCGUGCUCCCGAACGAGCUGCGGAAGAUGAAGAGCCUCGACGACCUUCGAAUCUCGGAUAACCCGUUGACCUCACCUCCUGCCUCGCUGUGCGUUCGCGGGCGAACGCACGUCUUCAAGUACCUCGAGAGGCAGGCCGCGAAGCACGAGCGGGCGAGAGCUGGAAGACAAGCCAGAAGAGGUCCCUUGGACGGCAGAGGUCACGUCACCCUGGACACUAGGUCCCAUAAACGCCACAACGUCGACAGCGGGUACAGCACCAGCGACGGGGUCAGCGAGAAAAGAUGGUCCCAGGAGAUACACAGUGCGGCGCACGACGACGACCUCCGGGGAGUGUGGCGACCGGAAUGUUCACCGCUCUCCAUCGCGUUGCCCCAUGAGUCCGGGAUGAACGGCUCCUACAGCGGCACCUCGACACCCAGCACGAUCUCACCCGGAGAACACGCCUCUCUCGAGGACGAACUGGGCAAGGCGAUGCUGUUGCACGAUCAGCUUGAGAAGAGGAGGCUGGAGAGGAGCGCCUCGGAAAACGGAGUCGAAUCCAGAAGACCAGUCAUUUCCUGCAUGCGCGGCUCGAUUCCCGUCGUUCCUUCAGGGCAACUGGAGAGCGCCGGCUUGAGUCAGCAACAGCAGCGACAAGUGCAGCAAGACCCGACGACGCUACCCGUGCAGUUUCCGCAAACGGUGGCUAACCCAACACCGAUGAUCGCCAAUGGCGAGGAUAAGAGGCCGUUGAAUCAUAUUCAGACAUACAGGGAAUACAAGGAGGCGCUGAGACAGCAGCGAGCCAACGAAGGGCCCAGCGUUUAUAGGUCUCGGGACCAGAUGACUCCACCUGGAAACGAGCCUCCGGGUGAUCGAACCGACUGCGUCGGCAUACUCGGAAAGUCCUCGGCGAACGAUGAGAGCGCGAAUAGAAGACCGGUCCAGAAGGUUACACCAUCUCGGGCGAAUUAUCGGAGCAUACCGAUCGUCAAUGGAAGCGGUGGCGAGCAUAAUGGACAGCUGGUGGACCAGCCGUACAAGAAACCGAGCUCGCCGGUCAAGAGUCACAGUCCGACGAGUCUGGCUCACCCGACGUCUGCCAUCGCCAGGACGAGCUCGAGUUUCACCGAAGGAAACGAGAGUCCCAGCAGAAACGGUGGCAGCCCCAAGUCUGCCGGGAGGUCAGUGACCUGGCACAGCAGUCUACCCGAGAAGUACUCCUUCACCAUGAGGAGGGAGUUCGAAAGAGCGAAGGAAGAGGCCGAUCUGAUCGAACAACUGAGAAACAAUAUAGAGACAAGGUUGAAGAUGGCUCUUCCCGAAGACCUGGCCCCUGCGCUGACGGACGGCGUCGUUCUUUGUCACCUGGCCAACCACGUCAGGCCGCGCUCCGUUGGCAGUAUCCAUGUUCCCUCACCUGCAGUUCCCAAGCUGACGAUGGCGAGGUGCCGACGCAACGUGGACAACUUCCUGGAGGCCUGUCGGAAGAUCGGUGUCGACGAGAAAUUGGUCUGCUGCGCUAGUGACGUCCUGGAAGGCGGUCGAGGCAUCGUCAGGGUCGCCGUCACGGUGUCGGAGUUGUUGAGGUUCCAUCAGGCCAGGUCGCCGUUGCAGCAGGGAACUGCGGCUACAGCUGCAGCUGCAACAACCUCGACGACGGUCGCACCGGCUAUUAAUGUAGAGAGUCACGUAGUGGCAUAGCGAAGGACUUUGUAAUUUAAGAAAAAGGGCAUCCUUAGACCUAGGUAGUCGUCAGGCAUCGCCGGUUAAUCCGCGAUUGCCUUUUCGCGAAGGCCAUGCGCCGCAGUUGUAAGCGGCCUCCGACUUGGCAUAAAAAAUGCGAAAUGUUAAGGCGAUAUGAAAGCUACAUCAAAGAUGCCUCGAUUAUGAAACUUUUUUUCAGAAUCGGGUAUACCGAAUCGUUUGAAACUUUACAACGUGGAUAUUUAGAAUGCAACGAAGAUCCUGUCAGCCGUGAAAUUUGAAUUGAACAAAAAUUUGUUUACAAAAAUUGAAAUUUCAUGGGUGACGGAACCUUCCUAAUAGCCACGGUAGUCGUGUUGUAAGGUUUGAAACGAUUCAGUACAUCCUGUUUGAAGAAAUGUUUUAUGAACGAUUGAUCUCUGGAAUGCCUCUUUUACAUCCCCUUAUAUCGCUGAAUAAUAUCGCGGAUUCUUUUUUUUUUUUCUUCGGCGAUGGCGACUAUGUACUAUUUGUAUCCAUCUACCGCGGACGCGUCCGCACGUUCUUUUCGAGUGCACGAACGAUCUCGGAUACUGUGAUCCGUUUUUUCCUCCGGGCGAUUGCGGCCGUACAAACCGCAGUUUGUAGCCCACGGACCGAAUGAUGCUGGAGGAGACAACGGCUUAAUGUAAUACUUGUCGUGCCAAAGAUAUUCUACUCUUAUUCUACUCUUAUAGCGGCUUCGACGUUCAAAUACCGAUACCGAGUUUCAUGCACCGAGGGAAAAAAAUUUCAUCGGACCGAAGAAAUACUUUAACAAUUCAGGAAAUAAUGAUUUGACUCAAACUCGAGCAAAUUAGACGCAACGUCUCUUCGGAAUUGUGACGAUUUAUUUCAGUUCAUUUGAGUUAAAUAAUUAUUCUUUGAGUUAACAAGAUAUUUCUUUGGUUAGAUGAAUUUUUUUUCUCAGUGUGUUUGAUUCGCGCCUCGCAGCCUCUUCGACGCGCUCGGAUAUACGUAUCGAGUAAAGAUCAAAAGGGAAGCUCAAAGCUCUUGUGUGUACUUGACAAAGUUCUUGGAUCUUCAAGCAGGAAUUCGGUUAUUCGUACCCAGCGCCUGUACUUACUAGCGUUCACGUAGAAUCGUAAGUUUUCGAGGGAUUUGUAAUUGACACUUGUUCCUUUGGGAAAUAGUCGCUACCAGACUUGCAAAUAAGGUUCGACGUGCCUUAUGUGCAAACUAGGUAGAUCUUAGGUCUGCGAACGUGUCGUUUCUCUUUGGUGAAAACUUGCAACUCUAGUGUUAACCCUAGGUACGUUAUCUUGUCAACGGGUCUCUCAAUAGUACCGUUGAAAUCAUAGGUAGGCUGAAGUCAAUUCCCGAUGACGGAGCGGAAUGUCAGAGAUUUGUAUAGUCAAUACAAUUUUUCAAUAGUCACCUGACCGGCGACUGAAUUCACUGAUGUCCGUUCUAUUCGUUGGCUGGAUGUCUAAGUGUACUCAUGUCUCACUUUUAAUGGUGGAAAACUGUUUUUACCUGGUUUUUAAAUGAUAAAUGGCGUUUUUUAACACUAAAAGUAAGACACGAGUACGAGCCUACGAGACCGUUGGGAUAGCGGUAGGAUAUGGUUAUAGCUCAACGAAAGGAGACUCGUCAACACUGCUCUCAGAAUUGGUUGCUACUUUAUCUAAGUCGAACAAAGCUUUUAUUAAAUGCGUGGUUGUUCUGUGUCGCGUGAUCACGUGUACAUGAUAAAAGGAAGUCCAAGUAGCAUCGUAAACAGGGGAUGAAAAGGUUAAGUGAUUUAACUGCUCGGAAUAGCAGCAAUCAUUUAAUUCUCUUAUCGAUUGUUAAUGUAUUUUCUAUGUUGGUGCCCUUGGUCUUUCUUACGUCAUAUAUUUAGAUAGCAAAGAGAAAGGGAUGAUAAAUUAUAGGCCGAAGUUACAAUUCCUGACUGAGUUAUGAUCUGCUUGAGAAAUGAAAGAAGACAAACAAACACCUACGUUACGCAAAAUACAUUAUGAGAAGGUUAACCACUGAUGGACACAAGCACGUAUCACUACGAUUGUCAGGAUUGUCAGUCUAGUCGGAAAAGGGAAUUUCGGCCGAAGGAAAUGAUUAAGAAUGGUCGCAUAAUCGAAUUAUCGUAGCUCCGGACAGAUGUAGCAUAAGUCUACGCGCGUUCCAAUUCUUGCAAAGUUCGAUGCGUUAAACGGAUACUUUGUACUAAUAUUAAACGAUAUUUCAAAGUA
Molecule: messenger RNA, 4759 nt
Organism: Orussus abietinus
Lineage: Eukaryota; Metazoa; Arthropoda; Insecta; Hymenoptera; Orussidae
Gene: Lrch
Product: leucine-rich repeat and calponin homology domain-containing protein 1
Exons: 13
Coding region: 228-2525 (765 amino acids)
Molecular function (GO): protein binding
Source: RefSeq, a predicted model, not a curated record